UGUGGGGAAAACAAACUAACUGUCAAACGACAUACUUGUUUAAAGCAUUUGUUCAAAAACAAAGGGGGAAAGUAGGUUAAAUAGUGUGUUUCGAAAUGUUUCCCUCCAUAUUGAGGACUAGUGUGAGUACAGCCUAGUGACCUGUAGGUGGCGCUAACACGAGACUUGAGCUGGUGGAGGUUUUGUCUUCCCAAACUUUGUAUCCCGGUUUGUUUUUGGUCUUUAGGGUUCAGUAUCACUUUAACUCUACCCUGUGUGAGAUGGAGAUCCUCCACCUGCUGCUGAUUUGCUGCUCAGUUGCUCCUCUGUGGACGCAGUCACAGCUGCCAUCUUUUCCUGCUGGUGUCUUUGUAAAGGUACGAACUGAGACCGAGCUUACACUGGAGUGGAGUAAAGUGAAUGAUUUCAGCUACAUCUUGAGAUACAGUAAUGGAACAGAAACUCCACUUACUGUAUCAGCUAAUGGGUCUGUUUUAAGGUAUACAGUCUCAUCGCUGUCUCCUGGGACCAAGUACAACUUUGUUUUGUAUGCAGUAUCUAAAGGAGUAAAGCAAAAUGCUUUCAACUUUACUACUGUUACUAAUCCCUCCAACGUUGCCAGAGUGACUGUAGGGGCUCGUUCUGAGACUGCAAUAACAUUUCAGUGGGUUAAGUUCAACCAGGUUAAUGCAUACACUUACAUCCUAAAACCAAGCAACAGGUCUGAGGCAUACACUCCUAUGUAUUGGGGAUCAUCUUUGGCAACGCAUACUGUAACAUCUCUUAGUCCCGGGACCAAAUAUACCUUCACUCUUUAUACAGUAUUUGGAGGAGAGAGGAGUAGUGGCUACAACUUCUCCGCAGUGACCAUGCCUGUCAAUGUGGCAAGAGUUAAUGUUACACAGCAAUUAGCAGAUGGAUUAGAACUGUCAUGGGAAGAAGUGAAAGGCAGUAAUCUCAGCUACAUCCUGAGACGUGGCGGCGGUGCUGAGACCCCAGUUGCUGUAUUAGAGAACGCUCCUGUAAUUAGGCAUACAAUUUCAUCACUCUCUCCUAGGACCAAGUACAGCUUCACUCUUUAUACUGUGUUUGAAGGCGUGAAGAGUAGAGGCCUGACGUUCACUUCAGUCACAGCAUCUCUGAUUGUGACUGGUCUGCGUUGUGAGCAGCUGUCUGGAGGAAGUGGUUUGGGUGUAGUUUGGGAUGCUCCAUCUGGGAAAUGGACAGGAGUAGAAGUGCAGAUGAAAGGAAGAAACCCUCAGUACUUGAACGGAACCAGACUUGAGCUCCACAAUCUCCAUCCAGCUCUUUGGUAUGAUCUGACGUUCAAAUUAUGUUCAGGAGAUGUAAAGAGCGCUCCAACUUCAAUCAGCUGUCAGACUGAUCCAAGAGGAGUGAUAGCAGGAGUUGUAUUGGUUCUUCUGUUUAUCCUCUUCCUUGUUUGUCUUGGAGUUCAUAUUAAUCAUAGGAAGUCUGUCCUUAAAAGAAAAGCUCCAAAUGACUUGCACACCAAUCCAACAUCAAUUCAAGAAGCAGAGGAAGGUGGAUAUAAUGCUCGUGUUCAGGCAAAACAACAGUCGUCUUCUAGCAGGAAACACCAUGACCAGAGAUUGAACAAGAAAACAAGUGUUCUACCCAUUGAGAACCCUUACGGGAACGCCUUGAGCUUUGCUAACGGUCACCAGUAAUGAAAUGGCAAAAUGAUAGAGCACAUAUAAGACACUGAAUAUUUGGAUUUUUUUAUUUAUUUUUUGAUAGUCAUGUGAUGGAUAUGUCCCAUGUACUGAUUUCUAGUUCAUGCCUUAUAGUAAGUAUUUUUGCAC
Messenger RNA from Clarias gariepinus (North African catfish), 1802 nucleotides. Its product is annotated as fibronectin-like. The record is from RefSeq and is a predicted model, not a curated record. Lineage: Eukaryota; Metazoa; Chordata; Actinopteri; Siluriformes; Clariidae. The coding region runs from base 261 to 1667 and encodes 468 amino acids. Gene Ontology annotation, molecular function: protein binding. The transcript is spliced from 8 exons.